AGGGCUUUAUGCUCGCCCCCUUCCCCAGCUAUCUAGUCACCCCCCAUGACAUCAUGAAACACAACUACACUAGCCGACAAAAUGAACCCCAUAGCAUUGUCGUGCGUCAGAAAUUAACCCUGUAGUAUGUUUGUAAAUUAACCCCACCACAUGAAGCCUUUACAACAAAAUAAUCCGGCCACUAUGGGGCUCGUGUCAGCGUUAUUUCUAACGGCAUGCGACAAUAAUUUUUACACCAACCAUAGCUAUGGUCGUGGGCCUCCGGAUUGAUGAAAUUAAGGCACGACGAAUUUACAACCACUUUUCACAAGCAUUAGCAUUAUCCCCCUUCAAUCAUCAUUUUUAGAAAAAUUAAAUCUUAUCCCAAAAUGAAAAUGAAACAUUUACUCCUCUGCUAUUAUUGUGGCCGAUCAGGAUCUGCAAACGCGACUUAACGUGAUAUAAUUUCACAAGAAAAAGUAGUAUCGCAGCCCGCUGUCGUGCCAGCCGCAGCCCUCCUGUAAAGUUCAGCCGCGCGGAACAGCCGAUGUUAGAAGUUCCAAAAAUUGUUUUGCGAGAAAAAGCACGGCGAAGAACUGCGACACCAUCUGGCCUGAUGGGACGAAGUAGCUGCUCCUGCGAGAUGAUGCAGAGGCCUGGCGAUAGAAGCAACGGUCUUCUCGCUAGAAGCGAGGAGCUGCAGGAGAGAAGGCGCUGGAAGGAAAGCUACAGGCGUCCACAUACGAGAAGAAGGGCAAGGGCUCCGAGUUCUACAACUUGCAGGAGAAUAAAAGUUGCGGGUUGCAGGAACACGUCGCAGCAGGCAGCGAGGACAUCGAGGCCUUCAUCGAAGUCACAACAAGCCUCUCCUCCAGCACCACACCUCGAGCGUGGCCUCGCAGUAGAGAACGAUAGUAGAAAAGCCUUGCAGUGUGGUUGGUGGGUUUCAUUUCCCACUCUCGCCGCUAUGCUGCUCCGCCUGCUUAGAAGCUGUUCCGCAACUACUUCUAGAACACCUUCCACGAGGUUCACACCUUGUUCCACGAGGUUCUUCACCUCUGGAAGGUGCUCUCGUGUUUCCGAGCUUGUCGCAGUUCUCCUAUUGCCGUUGUUCUUCGUGCUACGAGAACAUCACGACCCGAGUCUAGUUGAACAAGGUCACCCUCCACACCCCGUAUUCAAGGGAGUUCUCGUCUCUGGUCUCGAGUUCCGAACGGUGGGGCGGAGGAAAAAAGGCCGGGAGAACAAAAUACUCGGGAAAAGGACUGCGUCGAUUAUGAGGAAGAAGGUAGACCACGCGGACAACUACAACAUCAGUGUGGACCACGACCAGCAGCAGCAUGACAAAAUAUCGUCAACAAAGCUGGACAACAAAGACCACGCUAGUGGUCCUUCAUCUUCGAUGUUGGCCACAAGUUCGACGACGUCCACUGCCCUCGCAGCAAGAAGGUCUAGUACAGCUACGUCUUCCGCUGUUCUUGAGAGUAGGAGAAAUAGUAGUCCGACAAGUGGUAAAAUACCACCAGUACAACUACCUGGAGAGCCCCCUCCACCGGGCAGCGUGGCGCCGGAGCCGCCAGAUGGAAAGUUUUAUCCACGGACGAGCCAACAUGAUGCUCAUCCUCCGUCACAGCAGGAGGUAGUAGAACAUCAACACGACCUGCAGCCCCCCGGAAGUACGACUGAGUUCAUCUCAACGUCUGCUCACCUCACGCACGACCGACAGCGGCCGGCGCGGGGUACUACUUCUAAUAUAGGGCAAGAAGAACUACAGCAGGGAGAUGUUAUUUCUACGAUGCAGCGGUUCGUCGUGCCUGGGCCGUCGGAGGGAGAAGGACCACCCGACGGCACUUCUUCUUCUGCUUCUGCUGUGCUGGAAGUGAAAAGAACAAGAACUACUCGACGAAGUGUACUACGGCCAGAAAUAAAGGUGGAACAAGCAGGAGGACAAGCUCUACGACCUCCUGCUCUUGUUCCACCAAAAAGACCGCCGGAAAGAAAACCGCACGGGACAACACGAGCGAUAGCAAAGCAACUGCACCAGGGCCACGAGGAUGUUGAUGAACAGGCUCCACUACUCGUUCCAGGGGAUCAACCUGAAGAUGCUAGUCGUGCAGCGGUGCCCUUCAUGUCAGAGGCAGUAGAUGAAGGUGUAUCUUCAGUCGACCUUGUGCAGCGCCCAGGAGAAGGCGGAUAUGUUGCUGGAAUACUAGCAUCACGCCGUCCUGCAAGCGUAAUAUCGGUAGUGGAGAAACAAGCGGAGAGUAGGAGACACAAAAAUUAUAGGUUUCUCGGCCAUCCUCAAGGUCAAGACCCUCAAAAGGAUUCAGUCUUCGAAAUGGGAACCAGCAGAAAUGGGGUGAUGUUGAAAAUACCUAAGAACAACACUUUCACGUCGACAAAUAGAACAGCCGGAAAAAUAGCAGAGCUGCACCAGAGUCUCUCAGUGGUGGAGCGACACAACCAGCACUUGGGGGGAAGAAGAGCAGCAUCAAACCACGAGGUGGCCUCGUGGUUGUCCGUUGAAGAUGGUGGUUCGAUCGACUUUCAGCAGUUGUUCGGGGACACGCUGCCGCGUCACAUGACCUGGGAGCACUUGUUUUCAAAUCCAGCGGCGAAGACGGUCCAGGGACAGCCGACGGGGCUGCUGACGCGUUACUUUCAAGCGCCUCAAGGUAAUAACGAACUCGACGUGUCGAAUGAGGCGGUGGCGGCCAUAAUUCAGCAGUACGGGCAAACGUUGUGCUCGACGCUUUCGUUCAAUUCCAUGCUCGCGGCGAGCUCCCUGCACAAGUCGCCCCCACACGGGGACGGCGGAAAAGCGUAUCAGUGCAACGAUGACGGCUUGCGUUCGGUGUUUUAUCCCAAUGGAGUAGGAAGGGAGUGGAGCAAGAUGUACGGGGCUCCGGACGAUGCGAUUGGUUAUGAUCAUCAGGGAACAACGCUGCUGGGCCGGUGGCAGCUGCUCGUCACCCAAUACGGAGAACACGUGGCCGAUUCGUGGUUUGAUGGCAGUGACCAAAUUUGUGAACGAGAUUGUAGCCUGUUGUCCACGGCGACAACUGCCAUAAGCGCGGCGCCCCGCGUAAUCACCGAGGCCGCGCUGGUGAACAUUGUGCUCCGCUGCGUGCAGAUGGAUUUCGGGCGUACUAUGUGGGCGAACGGGAAGGACGUUGCUAAUGACGGGACAAACGGCGCCAUAAUGUAUGCCACGGCUGCGAAACCCGAUCCCUCAUAUGGAGAGGACCAGAUGUUCCACUACCCAUGGCUCGAGCCAAUGGGGGACCAGGGUAACCCCGAGUACGACUACGCGCUGGUGUACAACAUUACGCAGACCAGUUGCAAGACGCUGCCCGGGUGGUUGUCGCACGAGGAGCUGGCAGCGCGCAUUCAGGGCUACCUCGCGGGCGUGUGCAUGACGUCUUCGGUGAACGAUUGCACAUCUGCGGGCGUGCGGCCGCGCGUCUUCCCACGGGACGUGGCUAAGGACGCAGAGCUCCCGGGAGGUGGAAAGUGGUUUACGAGUGGCGCGGUGUGCGAAACAGCCAGCAACAAUGCUGCAGCCUACGAUACAAUGAAACAAGCGAUGCGACUCGACCUGCAGUCGCCGGACGGGGGUGGCAUUAUGUAUUUUACGAAGCCCGCGUAUCCGGGCCUGCUCGCGGGGGAGGACCCGGAGGCCACGAGUUGGCGAUCCACGUGCAUUCCCAGCACGGCAGAUGACAAAGAAUUGGCUGCAGACAAUCUUGAAGGCCUGAUCGAGCUGCACAACAUCUAUAACCGGCUCCAGGAGUAUUGCAAGCUCGUGAUGCUAUACGACGGGAAUGCCGACGAUCUGCUGUAUAAGGCCCAACUGUUUGUCGUGUACGGAAAGGUAGAACCGGGUGAAAGCGCGGGUGAAAACUCGGCCCCGCACAACGCAGCCGAGACCGCUUUCGCUUACCACGAGCACCGGAAGAACGGAUGUAGGGCGCUGCUCUACAUGGACCGGGCAGAGCCCGUGCGCCACACGGACGGCAGCGUGCGCACGUCAAAGGGGGUCACGGGCGUGAUGGACUCGUGGCAGCAGCCGAAGGGCUACGUGAUUCCGGGGGACAACCCGGAGGGGCACGGGCUGUGGGAGGGCCACUUCCUGUACGCAGGUCUAGACUACGCGGAGGAGUUUACAGAACUGUCCCUCGGGGGGCCCGGAGGCGGGGACGGAAGCAGCGGAGAUGCAACAUCGACCGGCGCCAACAGCACGGAUGCGGGUGACGCGGGGAGUACCACACCCGCGCCUGCGCCGUCCUCAAGCACGGACGCCGCGGGUGGGGAAGGUGACGCCGGACCCACGACUCCUACACCAGCGGCACAGGGGGAAACCGGUGGCGACGGGUCGACCGGGGACAGUGGUGGGAGCGCGGAGGGGGAUGAAGGCAACAAGACGAUAUCCCACAGAAAAGUAAAACCCAAAUAAUUGCCAGGAGAAAAGCAUCAAAUUUGUCUUGCGGUUUUUAGGUGCAGUUCACAAUGACAAUUCACACGCACAUCAAGGUGGUCUGUUCAGCAUUGAUAUUAUGGCAAAGUUCUUUUUCGCUAUUGGUGCUCCAUAGUGUCGCUAGACCGUUUGAUAAUUAGAAAUGGCACUGUGUCGAUGUGACAGAAAGCCACCUCUCCUGUGCUAAGUACCUCCGCUUUGUUACAGGGCUACUUGCCGUGGUGCCAAUCCCAACUCAAUAGCAACACAAAUAUAUUAGUAUACCUUUUCUCUCUGGUACUAUGGGUGUGGUUUUCUGCGUGAUAGAAUUCUGAAACGGAGGACGGCAGCGGCGACGAAGAAGGAAGCAACAACGGCCUCUUGUUCGCCUCGCUGGGCAUCAUCACCGUGGGAGUUUUGAUCGCGGUUCUUGGGGUCUUCUGCACGUGCGACGACGACGACAAGGACAAGAAGGAUAAAAAGAAAGACAAAGAGAAAGACACAGACGCGAGCAAACGGUCCAAGGAAAACAAGGACAACCGGAAGAAGAAACAAGUCACUAGCUCCUCGAGUAGCAGCAGUAGCGACGGCAGGAAUAGGAGUAAGGGAAAAGAUAAGGCUAGCUCCCGCGAUCGGGAUCGACGCGAGAAAGACCGGGCGAAGGAAAAGGCGGAGCGGGACAAACAGGAGCGCGAAAAGCUGAAUCAGCGCGUGAAGCAGAUUCAGGCGAUGACUAAGGGCGGCAAGCGGAGUUCCAGCAGUAGCUCGGAAGACCGACGGAAGAAGAAGAAGGAUAAGGAGGAUACUCCUUCGAAGUCGAAGGCGAGCUCCAGCAUGAGCAAGAAGAAAGACAAAAACAAGUCCUCUUCCAGUAGGUCCGCGGGGCUGUUUAUCGAAGGAAAAAACUGUGUUAGUGUAGGUCUCUUGGGAAAACAGCAUGACAAGUUUGUCUGCCAUGACAGGAAAACCUUGUCAUGCGCAGAUAGGACGGGAAAACACGGAGGAAGCGAGCCCACCAUGCAUGUGGAGCAUGACAAGCGUAACUGUUUUGCAUUUUCUGCAUCGCAGACUUACACUUACACAGUUUUUUUCUUGCAUACUGUUGGCGCAGCACCGCGAGAAGGAUGUAGACCCCGACGACAAGCCAAUUAACAACCCGAUCCCGCGCAACCGCAGCAAGUACGGGAAGCACGCGAUCGUCAACGUGUUCACCGCAUCCGGAGCCGACGCCGACGUGCCAGUCACGCCCUUCACCCAGCCACGGGGCUCCAUGCUCGCCGACGCCGCGCGCGCCGAGUUCCAGGCCAACCGGGCCUCGAUGCGCCCGAGCGGCUUUGCCGCCCUCGUCGCGUCCCGGGACAUUAACAAGCGGUCCGGGGGAGGUGGGGAUAAGAAUAAGGAAAGUGAUAAGGUGCAAAGGGGCUUUUCCCGCGAAAAGCUCGCGAAAGACCAAAAGUCAUCGAAAGGAAAGAAAAAUAGGCGCGGCGACGACGACUGACAAUAGCGAGAAAGGUCGUCGAAGUUGUCGGCGGCCGAGUCAGAUAGAAAUUUUCUUGCAUCAGUACUUUAUUUUCGCAUUUAGAAGGUUUAUUUCGCACAAUUUUUUUACAAUAUAGGAUUUACCAAUAAUUUAGGCAAGAGAAAUCUUCGUGUACAAUAUCUGUAGAAGAAGUACAAACAGCGUACGACGUCCCAUGGUAAUUUUAAAAAGAUAAAAGAAUCAAUCUAUCUAACUGUUCUGCUCUCGAG
Molecule: messenger RNA, 6184 nt
Organism: Amoebophrya sp. A120
Lineage: Eukaryota; Dinophyceae; Syndiniales; Amoebophryaceae
Source: the annotation of a GenBank genome assembly